Messenger RNA from Panicum hallii, 384 nucleotides. RefSeq lists its product as uncharacterized. NCBI's taxonomy places the organism in Eukaryota, Viridiplantae, Streptophyta, Magnoliopsida, Poales, Poaceae. Bases 1 to 384 code for a protein of 127 amino acids. The record is from RefSeq and is a predicted model, not a curated record. The transcript has a single exon.
AUGGGCCUGAACAUAUCCAACAUGCUUACCCCUAGUAGAGCUUCAUUCUACAGCAUCAUCCUGGGAAACGCGGCUACACCACUCGGUUCAGUGGUCCUGCUAGUCACCUUUGGGAUGAAGGACAACUACCGCACAGAGUACAUAAAGAUCGAGGUGGCUGACUUCGAGUUGUCAUACCAUGCCAUCCUCGGCAGGCUAGCCUUGGUCAAAUUCAUGGCCGUGCCCCACUACAUCUACCAACUACUCAAGAUGCCAGGCAAGAUAGGCGUACUCAUGUUCCGCGGUGACUUGAAGAAGUCGUACGACUGCGACCAAGAGGUGAUCGAGUACGCCGUGAAAUCACGCGUGCCAGAACCAUCUGUGAAAGUCUUUGCGGCCGCAUGA